CGACGUCGAGUACACACCAGGAGCCAUGAAGCAUUGACUGACUGCUCCGUGUCGCGUCGGUUCUGCCGUACGCCAUGGGAAAGUUGAUCUUAAACGCGUCACAGAAUCCAUGGAAAAGUAUUGAGGGAGACAGCCGCCAUCAUGCCUUACAACAUUGCUAUGGUCAGCGACUUCUUCUUCCCACAACCUGGCGGAGUUGAGAGUCACAUAUACCAGUUAUCUUCGAAACUCAUAGACCGUGGGCACAAAGUCAUUAUCAUCACUCAUGCUUAUAAAGGCCGAACCGGCGUUCGCUACCUUACCAACGGCUUGAAAGUCUACCAUGUCCCCUUUUUCGUGAUAUAUCGGGAGACAACCUUCCCAACCGUCUUCUCCUUCUUCCCCAUCUUUCGCAAUAUCAUCAUACGGGAGCAGAUCGAGAUAGUACAUGGUCAUGGGAGUCUGAGUAACUUCUGCCAUGAAGCUAUCCUCCAUGCUCGAACGAUGGGCCUGCGGACGGUCUUCACAGACCAUUCGCUAUUCGGCUUUGCAGAUGCAGCUUCGAUUCUAACAAACAAGUUGCUCAAGUUUACAUUAAGUGACGUCGAUCAUGUCAUAUGCGUGAGCCAUACUUGCAAGGAAAACACAGUUUUACGCGCAUCCCUAGACCCACUUAUGGUGUCUGUGAUCCCUAAUGCUGUCGUCGCAGAGAACUUUCGACCCAAAUCAUACAAUCCACGACCAAGCAGACCACUAGCCCCCCCGUCUGAAGUGCCACAGCGCAUUGGGCCGAAUGAUACCAUCACCAUUGUUGUUAUUUCUCGACUGUUCUACAAUAAAGGAACGGAUCUACUGAUUGCUGCCAUCCCACGCAUCCUAGCCUCCCACCCGAACGUGCGGUUCGUCAUCGCAGGCUCCGGACCAAAAGCCAUUGAUUUGGAGCAAAUGCUGGAACGGAAUGUGCUGCAGGACAAAGUGGAGCUUGUGGGACCUGUGCGCCACGAGCAGGUGCGCGAUGUCAUGGUUCGAGGACAUAUUUAUCUCCAUCCGAGUUUGACAGAGGCGUUCGGUACGGUCAUCGUUGAGGCUGCCAGCUGCGGACUCUACGUGGUCUGCACCCGGGUCGGUGGUAUCCCGGAAGUUUUACCCCAGCACAUGACGACUUUUGCAAAACCGGAAGAGGACGACUUGGUGGCAGCUACGGGUAAGGCCAUCGCUGCCUUGCGUUCGAACAAGGUUCGUACGGACCGUUUCCACGAUCAAGUGAAGAUGAUGUAUUCCUGGACCGACGUGGCUCAGCGGACUGAACGAGUAUACAACGGUAUCUGCGGAGCCAUUAGCCAAGAGGAAUUCUAUGGUUGUUACCCGGGACAAGGCUGGGAAGCCACCCGAGACCGCAUCCGCAGCUUCGCUUUGAUCGAUCGGUUGAAGCGGUACUACGGCUGCGGUGUCUGGGCGGGGAAGUUGUUUUGCCUCUGCGUGGUUAUCGACUUUCUUAUCUACGUCUUCCUUGAGAUGUGGUGGCCGCGGGCGAGCAUCGAUAUCGCCCGGAGUUGGCCAAAGAAGUUGAGCAGACAGGAUGACGCCGAAAUAAACAGAAUUCAGGCUACACAAGAACGUCACCGUUCGAUCUCGUGACGCGCUUGAAACCCAUUGUAUAUUACUGGAUCAAUGUCUUCGGGAGGGGACUGAGGGAGGGAGGUAUACGUCUUUCGAUUCUUCAGUUAUAUUCAUUUCUUCAUGAUAGAUUUUUUA
This is a messenger RNA of Paecilomyces variotii, 1734 nucleotides long. RefSeq lists its product as hypothetical. Gene Ontology annotation, cellular component: glycosylphosphatidylinositol-N-acetylglucosaminyltransferase (GPI-GnT) complex. The record is from RefSeq and is a predicted model, not a curated record. The coding region runs from base 142 to 1617 and encodes 491 amino acids. Gene Ontology annotation, biological process: GPI anchor biosynthetic process. NCBI's taxonomy places the organism in Eukaryota, Fungi, Ascomycota, Eurotiomycetes, Eurotiales, Thermoascaceae. Gene Ontology annotation, molecular function: phosphatidylinositol N-acetylglucosaminyltransferase activity. The transcript has 5 exons.